This is a messenger RNA of Symbiodinium necroappetens, 957 nucleotides long. The record is from the annotation of a GenBank genome assembly. Lineage: Eukaryota; Dinophyceae; Suessiales; Symbiodiniaceae.
AUGCUGACAGCUGCCCGUCCCUUCCUGGGGAAGCCUGACUCUCGUGAAGCAGAUGAGGUCGCCCAAGGACUUUGGGAGGAAGCUUUGGAGCGAGCUCAGGAUGGUGCUGUGUGGCUGUUCGGCGUACAACAAGAAGACCGAACUCGAGCUAUCCGUGAAGCAGAUGAGGUCGCCCAAGGACUUUGGGAGGAAGCUUUGGAGCGAGCUCAGGAUGGUGCUGGGCGGCUGUUCGGCGUGCAACAAGAAGACCGAACUCGAGCUAUCGACGACCUCAGAGCUUCCUUGGGCAAUGAUAUCGACGUUGACGCCCAUACUGCUCGCAAGUUUCUCGAAGCUGUGGCAUCGAGGAAGCAAGCUGGCCAACGACAAAUAGUGGGCCGGACCCUGGACCUGAAAUCCGCUUAUGAGCGACUCGCUUCCGCCCCGUGCGAUGGCUGGGGCGAGCAUUCUGGCGGUUUGGCAACCGGACGAACAGCAGUAUCAGUAUUGUCGAUUUGCUACUUUGCCUUUUGGUGCAGCGCACUCGGUUGCAGCUUUGAAUCGAGUGGCGAAGACGUUGAGGAGCAUAUUGUCUUCAGCAUGCUGGGAGCGAGCUUUUCGUUAAUCAAGACCCUUCAGGGAAUCCUGGAGAUCUCCAACAAGGGAGGCAGGCUGCAGGCAUUGCGGUCGCUGGUAAACUCGGUAUGCGCCGAGGGCUUCGUUCAGCAUGCAGUGCUGGCCAGCUUGAAGGGCAGAUUUUUGUAUGCUUCGACCCACACAUUUGGCCGCGUUGCUGUGAUGGCUGUCAAGUGUCUGUCGCGAUACUUGGCGGGCGGGGACAUCUUGAAGCUCAACAACGAGGACUGCACUCUGCUACAACGAACCAUCGACCUGCUCGAGGACAUGCGCUCUCGCGAAAUCCGUGCUGGCACUGGUGGGGUACCUGUCGUGACUGUCACCGACGGGGCCCACAAGGAG